This is a messenger RNA of Mytilus trossulus (common blue mussel), 1606 nucleotides long. Its product is annotated as beta-lactamase domain-containing protein 2-like. NCBI's taxonomy places the organism in Eukaryota, Metazoa, Mollusca, Bivalvia, Mytilida, Mytilidae. Bases 64 to 1371 code for a protein of 435 amino acids. The transcript is spliced from 8 exons. The record is from RefSeq and is a predicted model, not a curated record.
AAAACGAUAACUGUUUAAUAUAACGUAAAGUACUAUUUCCUGACCCCGAUCUCUUGAAUAAGGAUGUCAUCCUCGGCGUAUAUUGUUGCAUUCAUAGCAAUAUCUUUAUAUUAUUUUCAAUUUCAUCACAAAAACUUGCCUCCUGCAUAUGAAGGCAUAUUUUUACCAGAAUCCCGUUCAGUUGCUGAGUUGUUCAGAUCCCAGGUUGAAAGUGGGCAGGAAAUAGGAGGAACAUUUGCAGUUUACUAUAAAGGGCGUCUAGUAGUUGACCUAUGGGGAGGAUAUGCAGAUAGGCAAUACGAUCUGCAAAAAUGGAGGAACGACACUUUAACAAUAACAUUUUCAACAACAAAAGGAAUGGUAUCUAUUCUAGCAGCAAAAAUGGUAGAUCAGAAAUUACUAGAUUAUAAUAAACUGGUGUCCCACUAUUGGCCUGGAUUUGGUUGCAAUGGGAAAGAAAAUGUCACAGUAGAAAUGUUGCUUCAUCAUGCUGCAGGCCUUGCUUACCUGAACAAACCUUUCAGUAUGCUGGAGUUACAUCAUAAUCCACUGAAGGUUGAAAAAGUUUUGGAGAAAGAACCGCCCAAAUGGCCACCAGGUACUGCCACAGCAUAUCACGCGUUGACUUUUGGUGCUUAUGUAGACCGUUUACUGACAAAUGCAGAUCCAAAACAUCGACGAAUAGAUCAGUUGUUUGAGGAAGAAAUAGCUCAACCGUUUGACAUAGAUUUUCGAAUUGGACUACCAAAGAAUUUGUCCUACAGGGGAGCACGGUUUGAGCCUUUUGGGAUAAAUGAGUUUUUAAGAAAUGCCAUUAAAACACCAUCAAUGUGGAUGAUGGUAAUCAAAUUGCUUCUAAAUCCAAAUAAUUUACUGAGUAAGGCAUCAAAUGCAGUUACUGGUCAGAUAACAAAUGAUCCCUACAUGAGAGAAAUCGCUAUUUCAUCUGUAAGUGGGCAUGGAACUGCUCGAGGUAUGGCGAAACUUUAUGGAAUUUUAGCUAAUGGAGGAAAACUUGGAAAUAAACAGUUUUUGUCACAAGAAACAAUAAAAGCAUUUACAGAUCCAAAAAUGAUAGGCGAAAGCUUGAACUAUGGAGGAAAAAUAAAAAUGGGGAGAGGUCUAUAUUACUCGAAAAACCCAAAGGAUGAAGAUGUAUAUGGACAUCCCGGGUAUGGCGGACAGAUGGCGUUUGGCGACCCAAUACAUAACAUAGGAAUGGCAUAUCUUACAAAUGAUCUAUCUGCAUUUGGUUACGGAAACGAUCCUAAGUUCUUAGCCUUGCAGAAAGAAUUUUAUAACUGCUUGGGUAAGAUUGAAAAAUCGAAAUCUUCCUUAGGUACACAGUUUGAUAUGCUAUCAGUCUCUUAGUACGUUACUAAGACAUGUGGACAGGAACAUAUGAGUAAAGAAUAUAUCAAAACAGGAGCUACAAGGAAGUGAGAAAUGAACUAUUUUAUUUUGCGUUCUAUUGGAUAAGAAUAUUUAGAUCUGUUAUCCCAUCUAUUUCAUGAACAGUUAAAAGACGUAGUUUACUAUUAUUUCCUAUGAUACAUAUUAUAUAUUAUUUUUGAUGUGUUGAUAAUUAAAAAAAAAUAUUAUCUUA